CACGCGGCUAAAGAGUUCGAGUUCCCAACGUUACGGCAAUGGCUCACGGUUCCUGGCUCACGACAUGCUCCCCGUGGUCCGCGUUCGUGACGCUGGCCGCCCUGACCACCAGCCUGCUGGUCCUCAGCUACGUGUCGAGCUCCUUCCUCAACCAACCGGCGUACGAGUACGAUGAUCCCUACAGCCCGGACUCCGAAUCGUCGGCGGCGGCGUUGGUGCCGAGGCGGGGGCCGGGGUACCCGCCGGUGUUCGCGUACUACAUCACCGGCGGGCACGGGGACUGCCUCCGGGUGACGCGGCUGCUCAAGGCCGUGUACCACCCCCGGAACCGGUACCUGAUGCACCUUGACGCCGGGGCCGGCGCGUACGAGCGGGCGAGGCUGGCCAGCUACGUCCGGUCGGAGCAGCUGUUCCUCGAGUACGGGAACGUGCACGUCAUCGGGAAAGGGGACCCCGUCGACGGCCGCGGCCCGUCCUCGGUCGCCGCCGUGCUCCGCGGCGCGUCCAUCCUGCUGAGGGUCGGCGCGGAGUGGGACUGGCUCGUCACGCUGGGCGCCGCGGACUACCCGCUCGUAACGCAGGACGACCUGCUCGACGCCUUCUCCUCCGUGCCGAGGGACCUCAACUUCAUCGAUCAUAAGGCCGACUCCAAGAACCAGCAGGUGAUCGUUCUCGACCAGAAUCUCCUGCAGAGCACGAACGCCGAGAUGUCGUUCUCGGUGGGGCGCCGGGAGAAGCCUGACGCGUUCGAGCUCUUCAGAGGCUCUCCCUCCACGAUACUGAACCGGGCGUUCGUGGAGCACUGCGUGGCCGCGCCCGACAACCUGCCCCGAACGCUGCUCGUGUACUUCAGCAACACGCUCGACCCCACGGAGUUCUACUUCCAGACGGUCAUGGCCAACUCGCCCCGCUUCAGGAACAGCACCGUCAACCACACCCUCCGGUUCACCGUGCAAGAUGACCACGGCGCCGCGCCACCGCAGCAGGGCGUGGAGGGCCAGCACCGGUCGCGGUACGACGCGAUGGUGAGUAGCGGGGCCGCCUUCGCCGGGCGGUUCGGCGACGACGACGCGCUGCUGCAGAGGGUAGACGAGGAGGUGCUGCGGCGCCCUUUGGACGGCGUCACACCGGGCGAGUGGUGCUCGGGGAACGGCGAGGACGGCGAGUGCUCUGUCGGGGGCGACAUCGACGCAGUCAGGCAGGGCGCGGCGGGGCGGAGGCUGGCGAGUUUGAUGGCUGGUCUCCUGGGGCCCGGGCCGUGCGACGGAUGCAGGAGGUAGACCAGGCGCGCGCGCUGAGCAAGUGAGAAGUGAGAUCGAGCAGGAGAAAUC
Molecule: messenger RNA, 1331 nt
Organism: Phragmites australis (common reed)
Lineage: Eukaryota; Viridiplantae; Streptophyta; Magnoliopsida; Poales; Poaceae
Product: beta-glucuronosyltransferase GlcAT14A-like
Exons: 3
Coding region: 39-1280 (413 amino acids)
Cellular component (GO): membrane
Molecular function (GO): glucuronosyltransferase activity
Source: RefSeq, a predicted model, not a curated record